Molecule: messenger RNA, 1195 nt
Organism: Setaria italica (foxtail millet)
Lineage: Eukaryota; Viridiplantae; Streptophyta; Magnoliopsida; Poales; Poaceae
Product: MADS-box transcription factor 20
Exons: 8
Coding region: 277-1011 (244 amino acids)
Biological process (GO): positive regulation of transcription by RNA polymerase II
Cellular component (GO): nucleus
Molecular function (GO): DNA-binding transcription factor activity, RNA polymerase II-specific; protein dimerization activity; RNA polymerase II cis-regulatory region sequence-specific DNA binding
Source: RefSeq, a predicted model, not a curated record
ACGUGGCAGCCCACCGCGGCAGGCGACGCAGCCAACCACCAGUCGACAGCGCCGGCGCCCGCGCAGAGGCAACUGCUACUACUACUAGUCAGCCUACUCCCCUGCUAUAAAUAGCCGCAAAGGCUAUAGCUCUAGGCAGCCUCGUUUCAGCCUCAGCUACCUGCACGUCCGUGGUCUGGCCACUGAUCGACGGGCGCAGCGGAGCAGAGAGCUCGCCGCCGGCGAGCUGGAGAAAGAGAGAGACAGCUAGCGCGGCGGAACAGGACGAAGAAGAAGAUGGGGCGCGGGCGCGGGAAGGUGGAGGUGCGGCGGAUCGACAACAGCGUGAGCCGGCAGGUGACGUUCUCGAAGCGGCGGCGCGGGCUGGCCAAGAAGGCGCGCGAGCUCGCCGUGCUCUGCGACGCCGACGUCGCGAUGCUCGUCUUCUCCGACAAGGGCAGGCUCCACGACUUCGCCGCGCACGGCAGCAUGGAGAGAAUCCUUGACCGAUAUGAGAGGUAUUUGCUAUGUGAAGGUGGGGAUGUGAUGGAAGACCACCCUGAAGAAAUGCAGGGCAACAUGAGCUAUGACCACAUCAAGUUGAGGUCCAGAAUUGAAGCUCUACAGAAGAGCCAAAGGAAUCUCAUGGGGGAGCAACUUGAGUCCCUUACAUUCAGAGAGGUACAGCAGCUGGAGGACCAGAUAGACAGCGCUCUGAGGAACAUCAGAUCCAGGAAGGACCACGUCCUGCUCAGCUCGAUCGAGGAGCUCCGAAAGAAGGAAAGGUUUUUGGUGGAACAAAAUAGUCUUCUUCAGAAGGAAAAGGCUGCAUUGGAUCCAUCCCUGCACGCCAAGGACAGCCCAGCUUCCUCUACUGCAGCAGAAGCAGCCGUUCCCAACCUGAACAUCUGUGCUGGCGACUCCGACGAGCCAGGACCGCCGGCGGCGCCACCCGGAGCGGCGACCGGCGGUUUGCCGUGGUGGAUGCUACGGCCCCCGGCCGUCGGCCAACGGCGGCUAGAGGAGCACUGAACUUCUGGUGCUCUGCAGGUUGUUAGAUGUCAAUCCUUUUCCCUUGUAGUUUCUGAACAUCUGUUUUUCCCUUGUAGUUUCUGAACAUCUGGCAUGUAGUUUGUUGUUUAAAGUUUCUGGUGGCAAGCUCCAGCUUGUUCCUCUUGUUUGAUGUGGUUUCUGUAACACAUGCUGAUGUCCUUCA